Messenger RNA from Notechis scutatus (mainland tiger snake), 414 nucleotides. It is a transcript of the gene PFN3, whose product is annotated as profilin 3. Lineage: Eukaryota; Metazoa; Chordata; Lepidosauria; Squamata; Elapidae. Gene Ontology annotation, biological process: actin cytoskeleton organization; positive regulation of actin filament bundle assembly; regulation of actin filament polymerization. The record is from RefSeq and is a predicted model, not a curated record. Gene Ontology annotation, molecular function: actin binding. Gene Ontology annotation, cellular component: cytoplasm.
AUGGGAGACUGGAAAGCUUACAUCAACACAGUCCUGAAAGACAAGAAUAUUGAAGAUGUAGCAAUUGUUGGACAUUCUGACAAUAAGUCUGUAUGGGCAUCUAAACCAGGAGGUCUGUUGGCAGCCAUUUCUCCUCAGGAAGUUGGGCUGAUCACUGGGCAGGAUAGAAAAUCUUUCCUACAAACUGGGAUCACCAUUGCUGGAAAAAAGUGCAGUGUAAUCCGUGACAACUUGCUAGUAGAGAAAGAUGCUGUCAUGGACACCAGAACCAAAGGUGGUGACAGUAGGUCCAUCUGCAUUGGGAAAUCUUCCAAAGCUCUUAUCUUUCUCAUGGGCAAAAAGGGGGUCCAUGGAGGAGCCCUGAAUAAGAAGGUGCAUGAUAUGAUAGCGAGCAUGAAGGCAAAAGGCAGCUAG